GAUAGGAAUAAUGACCGCCUUCGUAGCAAUGGCUGAAACAGGGAACAACACAAGAACCACACCGGAGCGUUUUAGCUGACCAGGAAGAGGGUUAAUCACCGGGCACCCCCUCCUACCCGGUUUUCAGAACGGAUGGGUAGAGGGGGUAUUGCCACAGACACAAGAAACGAAAGAGACUCGGAGGAAAGGGAAAGAAAGCUAAAGCUACCUUGAUAGCUAGCGCUAGCUGGCUAUCAACACGGUUGUCACUGCCGGGAAGGAAACCCGAGGACCUGUGACAACUGUGUCUGGAGGUCUGGAGGAAACGGGGGCUUAACGCCGGAGCGUGUGGUCAAACACAUCUGGCUCGUCGUUAAUAUGAGCGGACCGGGGCAGGACAGUGAGCCAGAGGCGAAAGUCCUUCUCAUCAAACGGCUUUACAGAGCUGUGGUGGAGUCCGUGCACAAGCUAGAUGUCAUCAUUGGCAGCAAAGCAUCCUACAGAGAAGUCUUCAAGCCGGAGAACAUCAGCCUCCGUAACAAGUUGAGGGAACUUUGUGUGAAACUGAUGUUUCUCCACCCUGUUGACUACGGCCGAAAGGCUGAGGAACUGCUCUGGAGGAAGGUUUACUACGAGGUCAUCCAGGUCAUCAAGACCAACAAGAAACACGUCCACAGUCGCAGCGCUCUGGAGUGCGCCUACCGCACACACCUGAUUGCUGGUGUGGGCUUCUAUCAGCACCUGCUGCUCUACAUCCAGUCCCAUUAUCAGCUGGAGCUGCAGGACUGCAUUGACUGGACCCAUGUCACAGACCCACUCAUCGGCCGAAAGAAACCGGUGUCGUCCACCCCCAAGGAGAUGGAGUGGGCGCAGAUGGCCUGCCAUCGCUGCCUGGUCUACCUUGGAGAUCUAGCGCGUUAUCAGAAUGAGCUGGCUGGAGUGGAGGCUGAGCAGCUGGCAGAGAGGUUUUACCAUCAGGCUCUGUCUGUCAUGCCUCAUGUCGGAAUGCCUUUUAACCAGCUGGGAACCCUAGCAGGGAGUAAAUUCUACAAUGUUGAAGCAACCUACUACUACCUACGCUGCAUCCAAUCAGAGACCCCCUUUGAGGGCGCAUACGGGAACCUCAAACGCCUUUUCGACAAAGCUGCCAAGAUGUACCACCAAGUGAAGAAGCAGGAAAUGAAGAAGCUGUCUCCAUCUCGACAAAGAUCUAAAGACAUUAAGCGUCUGUUGGUGAGCUUCAUGUACCUGCAGAGUCUCCUUCAGCCCAAGAACAGCCUGAUGGAGACAGAGCUGACGUCGCUCUGCCAGUCGGUGCUGGAGGACUUCAACCUGGUCUUGUUCUACCUGCCGCCACCAAUGCCCAGCAGUGCUCACCAACCCCCCAGUGAGGAAGAGGAGGAGCAGCAGCAGCAGCAGCACACGGACAGCUCCUGCCCUGUGCUGCCCGACACACUGGUGUUUAAGAUGGUGGUCACAUGUCUGAUGGUGGUGCACAGCCUCAAGAGGGGAGGUUCAAAGCAGUACAGUGCAUCUAUAGCCUUUACUUUGGCACUCUUCUCCCACCUCGUCAACCACGUCAACAUCCGGCUGCAGGCUGAACUGGAGGAGGCGGAGAGCCAGGUGCCACCUCUUCACACAGACGCUACAGAUGACCUUGAUGUGGCUCCAGUGACGGACCACUGUGACGAAAGGCCUCUGCAGAACGGCUCAGUGGACCGGGAGGAUGAAGACGAGGAAGAGCACAAGGAUGAAGACGGCUGCAAGAGGGUCAGUCCCAAAACCACCAUCAGCGUGGAGGAGGAGCAGAAGUUAGAAGAGGACAAACAGAGGCAGAAGAAGAAGUACACUCGACUGUCUCGGCUCCGCAGACGUCGCUGUGCCCGUAAGGACGGUCAAGGAGACGACGAAAGCGACCUGAGCGAAGGCUUCGAGAGCGAAGAAGACGAGGAUGACGAUGAGGAGAGGAGAGGUCACACCGACUCUACAUGCGCAACCUCGACAGAACCCACAGUUAAUCCGUCUGUUCUGAGGAAGGAGGUCAAGAGAGACCCCCUGGGGGAGGAGGGCAGCUGGGGGAGCGGCUCCGAGGAAGAGGAGGAGGGGGGGACGGCCUUCGACGUGGAGACCGACUCAGACAUGAACAGUCAGGAGUCUCGCUCAGACCUGGAGGACAUGGAGGACACGGAGAACUCAGACCACCUGGAGAGUCAGGCCCGUGAGCAUCAGGAUGAAGACGACGAGGAAGAACAGUCGAAGGAGGAGGGAGGGGAGCGUGACGGCGACACCCCUCCCACCACCAACGGGCCCCUCCUCCCCAGCGACCCCAGCAUCAGCACCAACCUCCAAGCCAUGUCCUCGCAACUGUUCCAAGCUAAACGCUGCUUUCGCCUCGCGCCUACCUUCAGUAAUGUGCUACUAAGACCCCAAGGCUCCUCUUUGUCGGGCGCCCCCACCCCAACCCCGACACCCACUGAUGUGUCUGCCCCCCCCUCGCAAGAAACGCCCCCUCCAGCUGGAGACUCACCCUGCGACAUGAACCCCAGUACGGCCAAUGGAACCAGUGACAAUGAUUUGGACUCUGACUCUGAAGGCAGUCAACACAGCUCUGAGUCUGUCCCCAGUGAGAAAACCCUGCUGGAGAAGCUGGAGAUCCUGACCAACCAGGGCCUGAUCCAGGUGGUGAAGGUGUUUGUCGACUGGUUAAGGACAAACACAGACAUUAUCCUUAUGUGUGCACAGAGCUCUCAGAGUCUGUGGAACCGACUCUCUGUGCUGCUCAACCUACUGCCAGAUGGCGGCAAGAUGCUCGAGGCUGAUCUGGGCCUGAACGCUGAGGUGACACAGAUGUUGAAUGAGUGUGAGCAGCCGGCUUUGGUCCAGAGUCUGCUGCUGCCAGAGGACUUGGCUCUGAGACACCUGCCUGCCCUCAGCCCCGCCCACCGUCGCCUCGACUUCAGCCGCCGCGGGCCCUCCCUCAGCCCCCUGCAGGAGUGUGUGGUACGAGUGUGUUGCAUUCGCAGUUUCGGCCACUUCCUGACAAAUCUCCAGGGCAACGUGCUCCACUUCAACCCAGAGGCCGGCAUCUUCACCAGCAUCAACCAGUUGGAGCAGGAUAAUCUGGUGCAGCAGGCCAAGGCCCAGUUCAGAAUGGCUGAAGAGGAGGCUCGUCGGAACCGCCUGAUGCGUGACAUGGCCCAGCUCCGACUGCAGUUGGAGGUGUCGCAGCUAGAGGGCAGUCUUCAACAGCCUAAAGCCCAGUCGUCCAUGUCUCCGUACCUGGUUCCAGACACGACUGCUCUGUGUCAGCAUCUGAACCUCAUCCGACAGCUUGCCGGCAGCGGCUGCUUCAUCAUCAUCAUCCCUCGCACAGUGAUCGAUGGUCUCGACAGACUGAAGAAGGAGAAUCCUGGGGCGAGGGACGGUAUCCGCUUCCUGGAGUCGGAAUUUCGCAAAGGCAACAGGUACAUCCGCUGUCAGAAGGAGUCGGGGCGGAGUUUUGAAAGAGAUAAACUCAAAAGGCAGGACAUCGAAGCCUGGCAUUUAUAUAAGAUGGUGGACAGCUGUCGACAGCUGACGGUCUCCCAGAGCAACGGAGACGAGGAUACCGCCGGCAUGGUGACCAUUCUGACCGGACACGAGGUGGACGACAUGUGUUCUCGUUCAGCAGCGAUGAAGGCGGCCGUCGGGGCAGCGGGCGCUGCUGGGAUGGAGCUGAAGAACAUCGUGGAGUUCUACCGACAGUGGAAGGAGAUUGGCUGAGAGUCGGACGGGGGAGGCGGCUGUCGACGCUGCGAACAGCUGAUCGAUCACAACACUCGCUCCCUCUCUCUCUCCCACUCUUUUGCUCUGUGUGUUAUCUGCGUCUCCAAAAAGGCAAAAAAACAACAACUCAAAGGCGGAUGGAAAGAGUUAAAAGGUUUAAUAAAGAGGGCUGGGAAAAACAAGGAGGAAACUUUAAAAAAAAAAAACUUAAAAAACAAAGCAAGGAGAAAUGUGAGCGAAAAGAAAAGGCGCUAUAAGAAACAGCAGAUGGUUCUCCCCUCACCUCCCACUCCUAAUCCUAACCAUAAAGAGUGGCCCCUAGUGGUCAGAGUGAGGAAACAGAGGAGGGGAUGAAUACACAACUUUGAAGUGCCCCUGGUUCACACCCUAACCAGGUCUAAAUACACUGUAUAUGUUAGCAAAGCAACGUGUCGAGAGAGAAAGCGCGCGUACACACAAACACACAUCAACACAAUCAUGCUCAGAUGAAUCCAUGUAGAUGUUUAGAGCAGUGGUUUGGACCCCAACCAUCCAACCCCCCCAACCCCUCCAAACCCCCUAGUAGACCCAGGUCUCUAGAACUGGUUGAAGACACAGACUUGUCUGGGAUGAGCUUCUUAAGUGACUUUUUUUUCUUUAGUUUUGUCUUUUUUUUUGCAGUGUAUACCUUGUGAUCAGUGACUUUGUGCUUUUUCUGUACAAGGAAAAAAGAAGAAAAGUUAAGCAGGCGUCGCCCUGUGUAAAAGUUUUAAUUUGGAUUUUAUUUUUGUACCCAAAUGACAUUUAUUUUGGUUUUUUUUUUCUCUUUUUUUUGUUGUUUUUUUUUUUUUUUUCUUUUUUGUAAGCUGAGGCUGAAUGAAAUAUGCAAGAAUGUUCAAGAAUAAAAGGGGUGGGGGUUUAUCAUGCGUUCUUAAAAACAGUCUGUGGGUUCUGAAAGGGGAGGGGGAUUCUUUAUUUAUGGCGGUGUCAUGUUGUCCGGGGGGAGGAAGGAGGUGCCGAGUAGCAUCGUCUUCAUGUGUAGCUACAAGAAUCAGAUGAGAUGUUUUCUACAAAAAAAAAAAAAGGAAAAAUGUGGGUUGUGUUUGCACCCCGUCACCUCCUUUUAAAAAAUCUAUAUCCCAUCUCCAGUUCAAACCAUCUCCAUAGUGACUGUCCCAUCAUCAGUGCAAAAGAAAACCAGUAUAUGUGUGUGGCCAUGCAUUGAACAAUAAAAACAAACUCAUUUAAAAUAA
Messenger RNA from Sphaeramia orbicularis (orbiculate cardinalfish), 4976 nucleotides. It is a transcript of the gene smg5, whose product is annotated as SMG5 nonsense mediated mRNA decay factor. The record is from RefSeq and is a predicted model, not a curated record. NCBI's taxonomy places the organism in Eukaryota, Metazoa, Chordata, Actinopteri, Kurtiformes, Apogonidae. Bases 358 to 3741 code for a protein of 1127 amino acids. Gene Ontology annotation, cellular component: telomerase holoenzyme complex. The transcript is spliced from 22 exons. Gene Ontology annotation, molecular function: telomeric repeat DNA binding; protein binding; telomerase RNA binding. Gene Ontology annotation, biological process: nuclear-transcribed mRNA catabolic process, nonsense-mediated decay.